Messenger RNA from Ziziphus jujuba (common jujube), 1004 nucleotides. RefSeq names its product membrane steroid-binding protein 2-like. Lineage: Eukaryota; Viridiplantae; Streptophyta; Magnoliopsida; Rosales; Rhamnaceae. Bases 168 to 773 code for a protein of 201 amino acids. The transcript has 2 exons. The record is from RefSeq and is a predicted model, not a curated record. Gene Ontology annotation, cellular component: membrane; endomembrane system.
GACCGAAGAAGAGAAAAAAAAAAAAAAUGUAAGAACAAGACUGGUGGAGGAGGUGUUAGGUGAGAAGAUUAUAAAAGCUUAUUAGCUUCCAUUAAGGCAUUAAACCUCUUCUUCUUCUGUCUUUGUUCUCUGUAAAUACAACAAGAAGAAGAAGGAAGAAGAAGAUAAUGGGGAUCUAUUCGGAGGUGAUGGAAGAGAUAACGUGGUACACAGGGCUUUCACCGGCGGCUUUCUUCACCAUCGCCGCAAUGAUGGUGGUCGUCUACAAGACUGUGACCUCCAUGUUCGUUUCUCCAGAAGAUUUCAACAAACCUCCAGUGGCCAUGUCCUUGAACGGCGACGUUUCCAGCUCCCAAUUUCUCAACAACUAUCUGGGUCCCAAAACCAACAACACAAAUCAGCCGCCGCUCCAAUUGGGAGAUUUGACGGACGAGCAACUCAGAGCCUACGAUGGUUCCGAUCCCGAUAAGCCACUCCUCAUCUCCAUCAAGGGUCAAAUCUACGAUGUUUCAUCCGGAAGGAAUUUCUAUGGGCGUGGAGGUCCGUACGCCAUGUUUGCAGGAAGGGAAGCGAGCAGAGCUUUAGCUCUUCUGUCCUUUAAACCUGAUGACAUUAAUGGGAAUCUUGAAGAUCUGGGUCCUGAAGAGCUUCAGAUUUUGGAAGACUGGGAGUUCAAAUUCAUUGAGAAAUAUCCCAAAGUUGGUCGGCUUCUGAAUCUCCAUGGGAAUGAGAAUGUUACUACUACUACUACUACUAGUAAUGGUACAGAUUAAUAGUAAUUUACAAAGAAUGUUGUAGAUACUAGAAUUUUCAUCUUUUGGAUGAUAAAUGUUGUGGGAUAUGAAGUACUAGUAGUGGUACGUUGCGUUGGGUUGGAUUGGUUUGGUUAUGGUUUAUGUUAACAGAGAAUUAAGGAAGAAACUGGAGGGGAGAUUUUGAUGGCUUAUCUAUUGUAUUUCAUUUUCAUUUCAAAGGAAAAUAUAUUAACCCCUCCUUUGGUAUCA